Molecule: messenger RNA, 1690 nt
Organism: Glycine soja
Lineage: Eukaryota; Viridiplantae; Streptophyta; Magnoliopsida; Fabales; Fabaceae
Product: probable ADP-ribosylation factor GTPase-activating protein AGD15
Exons: 8
Coding region: 433-1164 (243 amino acids)
Molecular function (GO): GTPase activator activity
Source: RefSeq, a predicted model, not a curated record
AUAGUAAAGCAACACUUAAAAUAAAAUUUAAUUAACUUUUAUGGCUAUUUGCAACUGCACACCAUGCAGUUUCUUUUGAAGAGGAUCAAUAAUAUAUAAGCAGAGUUGACUUUUUGCAUGUCGUUGUUGUUUUUGUAUAAGCCAACCAUGUUGACUUGAAAAUAAAUAAUCAAUCACCAAACCUAGUAAGUGACGAUUUUAGCAUACAAGGAUGAACGGAAUAUCCGUGUUUUUCUCGUGUCAGUUCCAUCCCCAACAGGGUUUCCCUUUGAACUUGCGGAACCACAAAACAAAAACAAAAACAAAUCAACGAACAAGUUGAAAUUUCAAGACCCUCUUUUGAACCAUAUUUUCUCCACCCACUUACUUUCUUUCUUUGCUCUUCCUUCGCUUUGACUCAACAGCAAGAAACGCGGUGAAGGUUUUGCAAACAUGAGCGGAAAAGCCUCCGUCUCUAAGGAGCUCCAUGCCAAGCACACCAAGAUAUUAGAGGGACUUGUUAAGCUACCUGACAACAGGGAAUGUGCAGACUGCAGGACCAAGGCACCACGAUGGGCAAGUGUGAACUUAGGGAUAUUCAUUUGCAUGCAAUGUUCAGGAAUUCACCGGAGUCUUGGAGUGCAUAUAUCAAAGGUGCGGUCCACAACUUUGGAUACAUGGUUGCCAGAUCAAAUUUCUUUUAUGCAAUUAAUGGGUAAUGCGAAGUCAAAUAAGCACUGGGAGGCAGAAUUACCGCCAAAUUUUGACAGAAAUGGAUAUGGAGUCGAGAAGUUUAUUCGUUCCAAGUAUGUGGAGAAAAGAUGGGCUUCAAAAGGUGGACUACAACCAGCUUCAAAGUCAGCUGAAAUAAUCUUUAACUCGAAUAAGUCACCAGCUUCUGGGGCCAAGAGUGCUAUUCAGAAUAGGAGAUUGUCUCUUGAGGAAAGCAUUCUUGUGAAACACAUGGCACAAAUUCGGUCUCCAAUAACGAGAUCUCAUGAGGGCUCCUCAGAUUUGCAAAAGAAGAAUUCACCACCACCAAUAAGGAGGCCAUCUGCAUCAUUUGAUUUUGACUACUCUAGGGGAAAGAACAAUGGUACUGUUGAUCAUUUUGGCUUGCUUUCCAUCCAUGAUAGUAAACAGGAUUUCUCAACUACACCUCCUAGCUGGACAACAUUUGAUUGAAAAGGCUUAUGAGGUGUAUGUUUGUAGAUUGUUGAGCUAGCAUUUCGCAUAGAUGUCACAACAUUAUAGUUGCAGAUGAUCUUGCAAUGUCGGAUGAACUUUGAGCUGCAUUGGUAUGGUGUGUACUUUUGUGAAGUUAAGGGGGAUGUUGAAUAAGAUGAAAACAGAAAACAUCUCCUAGUAGUUUCUGUUUUUUAGUUUUAAAUACACUAGUUUUGACAAUAAUUAUUAAAACCUAAAUAGACUUUGGAUGAGAGAUUAAGUGAGUAGUAUAGAAUAAUAGAAUUUGUUUUCAUAAACAAGCCCUGUGUUUUCACAGGUUUAGGGACAAAGAUCUCAAUCAAAGCACACUGCAGCAGGAUAUAAAUUUGGAGCACAUCUGCACCACUUUGGCGUUGAUGUAUCACACAGCCUGAAAUUGUUCAUAAGAUGGUUUGAUUGCACUGUAGCUCCUAUUACAGCCAUUGAUUGAGAUUAACAAAAGGGCUCAAGGGAAUUAAAUAACAGUUAUUCUUUUCUUCUUUCA